AUGGCUGACCCUGAGGAGUUGCAGGUUUCUUCACCACCCCUGCUGCCUCCCUUUGCUCCCUCAUCUUCAGACUUCUCUUCGGCAUCUUUCCUGAGCGUUCCUGUGAGUUUGGGCUGGCCAGUUCUGAGCAGGGACAGAAGCCAGAUGGUGGAUCCACUGGAGGAACUCGAGCGGCAGAUUGGAGAUGUCUUUUCAUUAACGAAACUUCUUGAAGCCACAUUUGCAGUUUCAGUUCAAGUGGAAGAGCUUGCCUUCAAAUGUACAGAAAAUGCACGUUUCCUGAAAACGUGGUGGGAUCUCUUGAAAGAGGGCUAUGAUUCUUCUUCAAAACCUGACAGCUGAUUUGGCGUGCUUAGUUGUUUCAUAAAGACUGUCCAAUAAUUCAUACUUCCUCAUAUAUGAUAUUGGCACAUGUACCUCAAGUAUAGGAUGCUCU
Messenger RNA from Cebus imitator (Panamanian white-faced capuchin), 436 nucleotides. RefSeq names its product renal cancer differentiation gene 1 protein-like. The coding region runs from base 1 to 342 and encodes 113 amino acids. The transcript is spliced from 2 exons. Lineage: Eukaryota; Metazoa; Chordata; Mammalia; Primates; Cebidae. The record is from RefSeq and is a predicted model, not a curated record.